Molecule: messenger RNA, 1157 nt
Organism: Schistocerca serialis cubense
Lineage: Eukaryota; Metazoa; Arthropoda; Insecta; Orthoptera; Acrididae
Product: transmembrane protein 177
Exons: 3
Coding region: 79-1032 (317 amino acids)
Source: RefSeq, a predicted model, not a curated record
UUGGUUUGUUGACAUGUGAAAGGCAACGGGAGCGCAAGGAGGUGGACGAGUUCUGCUAAGGCGAAGGAACUUUAUGAAAUGAUAGCCAGACGUUUAGCAUGGUUUACGACGCCAGUGGGGCGUAAAGUAGUUUUUGCAGGAGUAUUUACUGCCGGAAUGAGUUUCAUGUCAAUCAAUUAUUUUCCAAAUACAUUUUUUCUUGAUGAUUUUCGAGAGUUUAUGCAGUUAUACAGGCAUGGCCUAGCAGUCCCUAUACCAGAAGACGUCUUGAAACGUUUUCAGGUAGUAAUGGAUGAUAUGAAAGUCUCUUCAAACGAAAGAUCAUUAAUAAAGCCGUUUACUGUGUAUGGUUUUGACACAUUUCAUGCAGGAUCAACAUACACUAAACAAGGGGCAGUUGUUGGAAUACCAUCAUUUUUCCAUUAUUCCUCUGUAGAUCAAGUGGACAAGACAGUCAUUAAGGUGUCUGGGGAGCCCGUAGCCUGGAGUACUAAAGAAGGACAACAGUUUUUAGAUUCUCUUAUACUAAGUGAUGCAGCCCAAAAGUUUGCAAUAGGAUGUGAAGUGGCUUAUGUACGCACACCAUAUGUGUAUCUGAACACGUUGUAUCCCUUUGCUGCUCUUUCCUUAGUAUACACAAUAGCACAAAAUUUGAACAGGAAACUGCACAUGGAAAAGCAGCCUCAAGCAAUAAGAGGAGUGGUGUAUUCUGUUUUAGCUAUUUUUGGUGUUGGGCUGUGGGCUGUCCUGAAAGAUGUCACAAGUACCCACUAUGAAAAAAAAUGUGAUGAAGAGGUGAGCUCAUUGAGUGAAACUUAUGCAAAAGGAGGACUAGAAUUUUAUUCAAAAAUUCUCGAGCGAAACAUUGCUUUGAGGAGUCUCCUGGGCGAAAAGGGGAAAAAGCUGUACAGUGUAUCUGGUAACAGACAAUAUUUCAUUCGACAGAAAAGUUUGCCAUUGAUUAACAGGAAGCUGUUCUUGGAAAAUCAGUUGGCAGCACUACAGAAAAAAACUGAAGCAGCUGAAGUGUAGAGUGUAAUACUUGUGAAUUAACAAUUUAAAUUUGUUGUGUAAAUUGAAAUUUUAUUCUUUGAAGUUGUCUGAAAUUGUCAGUGCAUUUUAACUAACUGAUUCAUUUGUUACCAGUCAAUAAAUUU